CUCCACUAGUACUCAGACAUGUUUGCGCAUUACAGAUUGGCGCCACAAACUCCUCGCAAUGUGGUGGAUGCAAUAGCCUCCCCUCCAAACAUGCCAAGGCUUUCCAAGUUAGACCAGACGAGCAUCACUACCACCGAGUCACCUGUUGUUAUGUAAUAGGGGAUCGACUGCCAGCAUGCCAUAAUUGUCGCUCUGAAUAUGAUGUUUGGUUCUACUCAGUUCAAAGAUCAAUCAACUUUGCAAUGUCUUGUUCUGAAAUAUGGUCCAAAACGAGUCCUUGUUAAACGACAAAAGUCGUACAAUCUCAUGCUUGACUCCGCCUGCAAACAUUUCCCGAGCAUUCCGAGAGAUGUAGUCAUGUUGCAGACCAAUCGACCCAAUGUUUGCGAUGGUCACUAUGCGGACAUCACGGCUGAAAUAUGGACCGAUAUCAUCGACUUACUUCACGUCGUUGAAGUGACUCGGCGUGUGGAGAUGGCAUUGCCCGCCCCGCUGCCGUUUUAUGAUCGGGCCAUUUCAAAGUUGCCUGACAAUAAAUCAGCACCAAGUGAGGUUUAUUACCAGGACAGCUCCAGGAACGACGACGAGAUUUGGGACAUUGUCCCAAUCCUGUCAGAGCGGGUAUCAGAAUCCGACGACCAAGUCACAGUCAAACUUGUUUCUCAAUCUGGCAAGAUUAGGACUACUAAAAUAUCGAGGGGAAUGCAGGUGGACAAGCUUGUUGCUCGUGCUUGUCAGAUAUUGGAUACUUCAGGUCCUGCCAGGGCAAUUUUUGGUGGGGUAACGAUGUGUGUGAACCGGACUAUCGGAUCAUACGACAUCGAGGAUGGUGACUCCAUCGAUAUUCAAGUUGAUCGUAUGCGUGUUAGAAAGCCAAUCAUUUAUCUAUACUCGCCCUCCGACAUCGAUGUUUCUGUUAAGCUCGCCCUCAUUCCUGAAUGGAGACUCUCUGUCAUCUAUCCCAUUGUUACCACAGAAGACCAUGGUCGGCGUUUGGAAUGGAAUGUCCGCACCCAUCAAGAUGGCAGUCUGACUGAACACAACUCUGGUUUGAAUGUCUCGUACUUGUUCUGGGAGGCGGAGACAAAUUCGCAAGAAUUUCUCCGGACACCAGCAUACAAACCGCAACCAGUGGAUACAUUCAAUCCAGUAUCCAACAGUCUCGAUGAUACGGAUUCAAUUGUCACUCCAGUGGACAGAGUAACAGUUUACCUCGAUAACUCACUCAAGGUUUUGGGACUUCACACCGAAGCUAGAACAUCAUUCAUAACCUACUGGCUACCAUCCUUCCUCAAGCACGAAUACGUUGCACUCCGAUUUAUUCCUCAAGCAGCAUUCGAACGCGCCGCUUCUUUACACAUUUCUCCGCAGCCCGACGUCGUGACUCGGGUAUUUAUGCUGUUCAAAGGUAUCCGUAAGGAGGACUUGACAAAUUGGACCAAUGCACGAAUUCAAGCAGAGAAAGACGUUGCUUGGUGGGUGGAUGUGGUUGGAGUUGAUCCUGCAAGAGCUGGUGAUGUGACUUUGUUCAGGGCGUUGGAAUGGGGCGGGAUGGAGGUUCUCAUUUGAUAUUCUAUCUGGUUAUGUACUCGAUUUGUGUAGGUGUUAUCGCG
Molecule: messenger RNA, 1613 nt
Organism: Suillus fuscotomentosus
Lineage: Eukaryota; Fungi; Basidiomycota; Agaricomycetes; Boletales; Suillaceae
Exons: 6
Coding region: 199-1569 (456 amino acids)
Source: RefSeq, a predicted model, not a curated record